GGGGGGUCCUGUCCGCUGGCGCACGUGGCCGCGCCCCCCGCCCCGCCGCUGCCAUGUUGGUGCUCUUCGAGACCGCCGCUGGCUACGCCAUCUUCAAGGUUCUGAAUGAGAAAAAGCUCCAAGAAGUUGAUAGUUUAUGGAAAGAAUUUGAAACUCCUGAAAAAGCAAACAAAAUAGUAAAGCUGAAACACUUUGAAAAAUUUCAGGACACAACAGAAGCACUUGCUGCAUCCACAGCUCUUGUAGAAGGCAAGCUCAGCAAGAACUUGAAGAAAAUUCUCAAGAAGAUAGUGGCAAAAGAUGCCCAUGAACAGUUGGCUGUAGCAGAUGCCAAACUUGGAGGUGUCAUAAAGGACAAGCUGAAUUUGAGUUGUAUACACAGCCCAAUGGUUACAGAGCUGAUGAGAGGAAUUCGCUCACAGAUUGAAGGGCUUAUUACAGGCCUCCCUUCUCGAGAGAUGGCAGCUAUGUGCCUGGGUCUGGCGCACAGCCUUUCCCGAUACAAGUUGAAAUUCAGCCCAGACAAAGUAGAUACCAUGAUUAUCCAGGCAAUUUCACUUCUUGAUGACUUGGACAAAGAACUGAAUAACUACAUCAUGCGCUGUAGGGAAUGGUAUGGUUGGCACUUCCCUGAACUGGGCAAAAUCAUCACAGAUAACCUAACGUAUUGUAAAUGCGUGCGGAAAGUUGGAGACAGAACCAAUUUUGCCUCCUCUGAUGUUUCUGACAUCCUACCAGAGGAGAUCGAAGAGGAUGUGAAGGCUGCCGCUGAGAUUUCCAUGGGGACAGAAGUAUCAGAAGAAGAUAUAAACAACAUAAUCCAUCUUUGUGAUCAGGUGAUUGAAAUCUCUGAGUAUCGGACACAGCUGUAUGACUACCUGAAGAACAGAAUGAUGGCCAUUGCUCCUAAUCUCACCGUCAUGGUGGGCGAACUGGUUGGAGCAAGGCUCAUUGCUCAUGCAGGUUCCCUCUUGAAUCUGGCAAAACAUCCAGCUUCAACAGUUCAGUUACUGGGUGCUGAGAAAGCACUCUUCAGAGCACUGAAGACUAAACGGGACACACCUAAAUUUGGCCUUAUCUAUCAUGCUUCCCUAGUGGGACAAACCAAUACCAAAAACAAAGGAAAGAUUUCUCGAAUGCUGGCAGCUAAAACUGCCUUGACUAUUCGUUAUGAUGCCCUUGGAGAGAAUACCAGUGCUGAAAUGGGAGCUGAGAACAGACUAAAAGUAGAGACGAGACUGAGGCUUUUGGAAGAGAGGGGGAUAAGAAGAAUAAGUGGCACUGGAAAAGCCUUGGCCAGGACAGACAAGUACCAAAACAAGAGUGAAGUAAAAAUAUUUGACCCAUCUGGUGACUCUACACUUCCUGCUGUUUCAAAGAAACGCAAAAUUCAGGAGGUGGAAGAACAAGACACAGAGGUUGCUGUGAAAGCAAAGAAGUUCAAAGCAGAGAUGAAAGAAGACACAACUGUAGAAGAUGAUGAACCUGUCAAAAAGAAGAAAAAGAAAAAGGAUAAGGAAAAACAAGCUGAAGAAGAGGAGGUACUGAGUGAGGAACACCCCACCAGCCCCACAGUUGAGAAUACAGAGAAAAAGAAGAAGAAAAAGAAGAAAAUGAAAGAUGAGGAUGAAGACUGAUGAGGAGCAGGGGGGACAUUGGACAGCUGCUUCAGAGUAGCAUUUCUUGACAUAAUUUCUUUAGCCUCUUGCUGAAAACUGUAACUUCCCUGUAUUGCAAGAGGGCAAGGAGAUGGAUUUGAUAGCUGUCUUCUGCCCUGGAACAGGAUACCCCAGUGUCUCUGCUACUUAGGAGGAUUGCUGGUUUUUUGCAGCUUCUUUUGUUGAAAAGCUCACAAUAGAUCCUCUUCUCAUAUGCAAUCUCCACUGAUAAAGAAUAAAAACAUUUUUAUGGAGAUUUUAUGCCUCUGUCUUUAAACUUGUUUGCUGGUUUUCUAACCAUUAUCAGGACUAUUUGUAAGAUUUAUUGUUUUAAAUGAAUGAUCAGCAAAAAAAAUUUCUAAAUGUGUAAAUGUUCUGUUGCAGUUUAUUCUCUAGAGAAUUCAAAGGCUGUAAUAUUCCUAAGUUCUCUAUAAAAUUGAUACAAAUAUCUGCAUAAUAUCAAAGAUGUGUUCAACAGCUGAGGUGUGUUACUGAGCGCGCUGUAGUUCUCCUGAGAAAUCCUUUUUAAAUCAUCUUUCAAACAUUUUGGUUUUGCUGCACUGACUGACAUGAUUCAGAUGCGUGUUUU
Messenger RNA from Gymnogyps californianus (California condor), 2247 nucleotides. RefSeq names its product NOP58 ribonucleoprotein (gene NOP58). The transcript has 15 exons. The record is from RefSeq and is a predicted model, not a curated record. Bases 54 to 1637 code for a protein of 527 amino acids. NCBI's taxonomy places the organism in Eukaryota, Metazoa, Chordata, Aves, Accipitriformes, Cathartidae. Gene Ontology annotation, cellular component: box C/D methylation guide snoRNP complex; small-subunit processome. Gene Ontology annotation, molecular function: snoRNA binding.